Messenger RNA from Anolis carolinensis (green anole), 4608 nucleotides. It is a transcript of the gene fam110d, whose product is annotated as family with sequence similarity 110 member D. The transcript has 2 exons. The record is from RefSeq and is a predicted model, not a curated record. The coding region runs from base 445 to 1410 and encodes 321 amino acids. NCBI's taxonomy places the organism in Eukaryota, Metazoa, Chordata, Lepidosauria, Squamata, Anolidae.
UGCACCGUAUAUUAGCCAGGCUUCCAUGGGAGGUGCUGAAUUCACUUGGCCUGUCCAUCUGAGAGGCUUCUUCUGGGCAGGACAAGCUGCUGCUGUCGCCCUUCGAAUGUACAGCCGUGUUGCUUUGCUACAACUUUGUCCAGAUAGGAAGGGUUGAGUUCUUAUCGCCCAAGCUAUUCUCUGUUUACUGGGAAAGGAUUCUCUUUGCUCACGUUCGCACUUGUGGAUAUAUUUUGAGGACGUCGGGUGGAAUGUGGAAUUGCAAAGUUGUGGAUUCCAAAUGAUAAAAAAGCCAUGCAAGAUCUAUCUAGAAUCUCAUGGACAAUGCUGUGAUGUAUCCUGGACCACUAGCGAUCCUUCUGACUUGCCGUUUGACGUGGCCUUCCUUCCUGGUUUGGAACGUUGUACGAUCUCUCUGGAUUGAAGCCUAAACAGUGACAUAUAAUGCGGCCUCUCCACCCGGAAGAUGGGCUUUCUCCUCUGGGGCUGCUCAAUCGUGGUGCGGACUAUCUUCGUAAGCAGCUGGAAGGAACCGCCGGGAUGCGGACCCCAAGCGCCGUAGAAAGAUUGGAGGCCGACAAAGCCAAAUACGUCAAAUCCCAGCAAGUGAUCGACAGGCGUCAAGAGCCGGUCUUGCUCUGCUACAGCCUCCAGUCUUCUCCUUGUUGCAGAAGACCUCUCGCUCGACAUCAACAUGAGUUCUCUCAAGGCUUAGUUGUCACCAAAGACGGUCUUGGGCCCAAGAAGUUGCCUCCAACGCCUCCCUCUCCGCAAUCUCCUAUUGCACGGAGAGGCGGUGGCCGGCGUUUGCUGAGACCGGACUCGCUGGUCAUCUACCGGCAGAAACGGGACUGCUCGGCCGUCAACAAGGAGAACACCAAGAGCUACGGCAUUGUCAGGAGGUUGUUUCAGAGCCCGCUUAGGGACGGGCACAAUAGCCGGGGUAUAUUUGGAGCAAUGCAAGAGGAGACCCCCAUGGUGUGGGUGCCAACGGAAAAAGAGGAGCCAAGAAUGGUCCAUUCAGUAGUCUCCACGGAAGGUGUUGAGCAUCCUCAACGAGAUCCAGGCCCAACAGACUCCAAGAGAAAGCUCUGCCUGAGUUCUUCGCUGCCUCUCUCAGAGAAGGAGCGUUUCUUUAACUAUUGUGGUCUGGACCGCAACCUGGUGCAAGUCCUGGGAGCCGAGCGGUUCAAACCUGGCACCUGGGACGCACGUUCCUCCGGCCGGUUCCCGGGCAGCGUGGCUUCGGCCAGUUCUCUGCAACACGGCAGCGGAGAGGAAGGGCCGGCCGAAGAGCCGAGCGAGAAGCCGUCCACGUCCAUUUCCCUCGUCGAGAGAAACGCCCGGGUCAUCAAAUGGUUGUACAGCUGCCAGCAGGCCCAGACCGCGGCCAAGGAGUCCACCGUGUGAGCCACGUCCUUGCAAUGCCGGGGCCGGGCUGUGGCGCAGCUGGCUAGUAACCAGCUGCUAUAAAUCACUACUGACCGAGAGGUCAUGAGUUCGAAGCCCGGGUCAGGAUAAGCCUCCGACCAUUAAAAAAAAAAUAGCUCCGGCUUGCUGUUGACCUAGCAGCCCCGAAAGACAGUUGCAUCUGUCAAGUAGGGAAAAUUUAGGUACGCUUUAUGCGGGAGGCUAAUUUAACUAAUCUACAACACCAUAAAACUGCUCACGAGGAAAAGAAUGAGGAAGAACAGCCACCAAUGGACGGUGAAGCAACAGCUCCCCCUGUGGCCGGAAUCGUGAAGCUGGAAAGAUGUUAAAAAUGCCUCUGUGUCUGUCUAAAACUGAAUGUUGUUUGUCUAUUGGCAUUGAAUGUUUGCCAUAUAUGUGUUCAUUGUAAUCCGCCCUGAGUCCCCUUCGGGGUGAGAAAGAAGGGCGGAAUAUAAAUACUGUAAAUAAAUAAAUAAAUAAAUAAAUAGCUCCAGUUGCUAGUGGGGGCACAAGAUCUUCAAGAUAGGUUUGCAUUCCUGGAGUGGGUGUUAGGAAUGGUGGGAGUUGCAGUCCAAAACACCUGGAGGGCCCAAGUUUGCCCAUGUCUGGCUUAAACCCACGUAAUACAAAGAACCUGCCUUUCCUUUGGUGGCACGAUAGAAACCCACAAAUACUUACAAUCAAUAAGAUCCGCUCUUCCCGCUCAGAGACGGUACAAUCCUGCAAGAAGCAAUGCAAAGAAAGCUAAAGCAACACCGUCUACACAAGGCACUUUCCAAGCUACAAUAAUAAUAAACAUUGAAUGUUUGCCAUAUAUGUGUUCAUUGUAAUCCGCCCUGAGUCCCCUUUGGGGUGAGAAAGAAGGACGGAAUAUAAAUACUGUAAAUGAAUAAAUAAACAAUAAUGCCGACACAACAAGAAAGACGCCGGAUAUUCUCGCCUCUCCGUUCCUUGAGGCUCACUUACGUAGGCUCUCAUUUCGAGGAAGUUGUGUUGAUUUUGUAGAUGGUAAUACAGUAGAGUCUCACUUAUCCAACACAAACGGGCCGGCAGAAUGUUGGAUAAGCGAAUAUGUUGGAUAAUAAGGAGGGAUUAAGGAAAAGCCUAUUAAACAUCAAGUUAGAUUAGGAUUUUACAAAUGAAGUGCCAUUUGUAAAUGAAAAAAUUUGACAGAAAAAGUAGUUCAAUACGCAGUAAUGCUAUGCAGUAAUUACUGUAUUUACGAAUUUCGCACCAAAAUAUCAUGAUGUAUUGAAAACAUUGACCACAAAAAUGCGUUGGAUAAUCCAGAACGGUGGAUAAGUGAAUGUUGGAUGAGACUCUACUGAAAAUGGAAGCUUUUAUGUCCGCUUCUGAACCAAAGCCACCCUGCAGUUUUUUAUUAUUAUUAUUAUUAUUAUUAUUAUUAUUAUUAUUAUUAUUAUUAUUAUUUACAGCAUUUAUAUUCCGCCCUUCUUUCUCACCCCGAAGGGGACUCAGGGCGGAUCACAUGACACAUAUAGGCAAACAUUCAAUGCCUUUUAACAUAGAACAAAGACAAGACAAACAUAGGCUCUGAGCGGGCCUCGAACUCAUGACCUCCUGGUCAGAGUGAUUCAUUGCAGUUAAUUGCAGCUGGCUUGCUCUCCCGCCUGUGCCACAGCCCGGAGUUACUCAGGUUUGUGAAACAAGUACAGUAGAGUCUCACUUAUCCAACUUUCUGGAUUAUCCAACUCAUUUUUGUAGUCAGUGUUUUCAAUACAUUGUGAUAUUUUGGUGCUAAAUUCGUAAAUACAGUAAUUAUUACAUAGCAUUACUGCGUAUUGAACUACUUUUUCUGUCAAAUUUGUUGUAUAACAUGAUGUUUUGGUGCUUAAUUUGUAAAAUCAUAACCUAAUUUGAUGUUUAAUAGGCUUUUCCUUAAUCUCUCCUUAUUAUCCAACAUAUUCGCUUAUCCAACAUUCUGCCGGCCCGUUUAUAUUGGAUAAGUGAGACUCUACUGGAACAGGAACUUUAGUUAGGGUUGUUGAAUGUCUUUUGGGCUGUGUGGCCAUGUUCCAGUAGUAUUCUCUCCUGACAUUUCGCCCACAUCUAUGGCAGGCAUCCUCAGAGGUUGUGAGGCAUGGAUAAACUAGGCAAGGAGGGUAAAAAUAUAUAUCUGUGGAGAGUCCAGGGUGUGACAAGAGUCCUUUGUCAGUUGGAAGCCAGCGCUAAUGUUUCAGUCAAUCACCCUAAUUAGCAUUGGAAAGGUUUGUCUCUUGCCUGGAGGGCAUCCUUUGUUCAGAGUCAUUAGCCGUCCUUGGGGCUCCUCUGCCCUCAGAGUGUUGCUUCUUAUUUACUGUUCUGAUUUUUGAGUUUUUUUAAUACUGGUAGCCAGAUUUUGUUCAUUUUCAUGGUUUCCUCCUUUCUGUUGAAGGAUUCCCUCCAGGCAAGAGACAAACCUUUCCAAUGCUAAUUAGGGUGGAUACGGGGGCCCGACUAUAUCACAUAGACGGAGGAGACAUACUAGCCAAGGUGCCUUUUGCACUGACAACGUGGUGUAGCAGAAUGAGCUGGACUUCUACCAGGAAGAUUUGGUUUCAACCCCUUCUCCUCCCCUUUAGCUAACUAAUUUUGGCCCUUUUACGUCCAUUUGGCCUGGCUUUCUUCAUUGGGUUGUGAUGUAGACACAACCCACUCCUCCCAGUAGCUCCCAACACCCACUCAUCCCUUUUUCCUGGAUUCAACUGUGACAACGAGAUCGUUAUUAUAAUGAGAUCAUUACACAUAAUUGAUCAGGCAGAGAUGGUUUGGAAUAAUAAGCAACUGGUUGCUGGGGAUGCGGAUGAGUAUAUAGAAAGUAAUUUAUAUUAUAGUUUUCUCUAUGGUUCGUUUCAGUCCCAAUGUAUGUGGCUCUCUGUUUGUUGUAUCUUUUUUGUAUUUGUCAAAGCUGGUUUGCUGUGCUACCAGAAGAUCUGUAUUUCCAUGUAUUGUUAAUAAAAAAGUUGAUUACAAAACCUGCCUGGAAUAUUACCCUGGGAAUGGAAACUGUCGGGAAGCCUGGUAGACAUUGUGUUAAUUUUGGGAUUGUGUUCAAUUUGAUAUGUUGCUUAUUUUGUUUUCUGUUAUCUACUAUGUUUUUAUGAAUGUGAGCCACUCCGAGGCCCUUGUUGGGAGAUGGGGCAGGGUAUAAAUAAAUUAUUAUUAUUAUUAUUAUUA